This is a messenger RNA of Stylonychia lemnae, 1356 nucleotides long. The record is from the annotation of a GenBank genome assembly. Lineage: Eukaryota; Ciliophora; Spirotrichea; Sporadotrichida; Oxytrichidae.
AUGGGAAGUGAAAAGAGAAACACAUUUGGAUCUGUGAUUUAAAGUUCGAUUGCACCAGGACCUGGACUUUAUGAUGCAAAUCGUGGUUUAAGUUUUAUAAAAGGCAAAAUGUCUCCUAAUAUUACAAUGGGUCAAAAGUUUAAUGCUAGUAGCAUUAAUGAUCCUUCAUACUUGCCAGGUCCGGGUCAAUAUGACAUCAGUGAUGAAAAAGAGAAAAGGAGUAAGUCGUACUCAAUUGGGUUGAAGUAUCAAAGAAAUCUGAUAGGAGCGAAAGAAGGGCCAGGUCCAGGAACAUAUAAUAUAGAUAAAGCUGAUAAGAGUAGGUCAAGUGGAGGUGUAGGUUCAUCUGUGGGAGCUUCAUUUUCAUUUCCAAAAGAUGAUAGAAAUAUUACGAGGGAUAUAGAAAAGAAAUCUAAGGAUAUUCCAGAUCCAACAGCAUAUGACCCAGCUUUGAGGAAUUCAUAGAUUGGUAUAUCACUAGGACAAAAAAUUUCAAUGGAAUCUAAUUAUAAAAUGAUUACUCCUGGCCCAGGAACUUAUAACGUUCAAAGUAACUUUAAGAAUAAUAGGUAUUCUGGUAAAGAUUCAAAGCUCUCACAUAUAGAGAGUGUUAGAUCUGGAUAAAGCUAAUAAGGUCCUAGAUAAACAUUGCAAACAAACAAUUACCCAGGUCCUGGCUAAUACAUGCAGAGCAUGGAUAGCUCUAUAUUCAAAAAUUAAAAAGGAACGACAUUUGGUAAUGCUACCAGAACAGACCUGACUCCAAAAGAUGUGCAAUCCACUCCUGGUCCGAAUUCAUACCUUCCAAAUAUAAACCUUAUCAAAAAAUCUGCAGCAAAUUGGUAGAUCAAACAGUUGUUUAAGAAUAAUUCACAUACAUCAAGAAAUUUGAAUCCAGGUCCAGGAACUUAUGACGCAUUAACUUCAAAAUUGUCAGAUAUGCGUUCAGGGCCAUCAAUAAGUAUGGGCUUGAAGUAUGAAAUAUAAAAAGACCCAACUAGAGGCAAUCCAAGUCCUCUUGACUAUGCUCCAAAUUAUGAUCCCGUGAACAAAAAAUCAACUGGAGUUAAGAUUGGAAAGCAGGCUUAAAGAAUCAGUCUUGCUGAAAAAUCUCAACUAGAAAGUCCACCACCUGAUCAGUAUUUUUAGAGCAUUGAACUAUCAGAUGCUAUGAACAAACUAAAAGGCAAAAGUUCAGGACCCAAAUGGACUAUGGGAACUUCUUAACGAUAUGAGAUAGGAGGAAGCUAAGCAAAGACUGGAAAGAAUUAGCCAGGACCAGGAAACUACGAAUUGCCUCCCACUAUAGGAAAUAUCCCUCACUAUGAAAGAUCUAAAAUUAAGACACUCCAAUGA